Molecule: messenger RNA, 6158 nt
Organism: Ziziphus jujuba (common jujube)
Lineage: Eukaryota; Viridiplantae; Streptophyta; Magnoliopsida; Rosales; Rhamnaceae
Product: brefeldin A-inhibited guanine nucleotide-exchange protein 5
Exons: 34
Coding region: 375-5729 (1784 amino acids)
Biological process (GO): regulation of ARF protein signal transduction
Cellular component (GO): trans-Golgi network
Molecular function (GO): guanyl-nucleotide exchange factor activity
Source: RefSeq, a predicted model, not a curated record
AAAAGGAGCUUGAAAAAUAGUUAUAGUGAAAUCAUCAAAAGUCUGAACCCGCGGUAGCAAAACUGGCAUGGUGCGCGCUCCGUGCAAGGAGACCAGUAGACCAGUGAAGUAUAAGACACAAUCUCAUUGCUAGAUCUAGUUUGGAUUCCUUUUGGUUCUUCUUCUUCUUCCAGAUCUCCGAUUAUCCACUGCGGACGGACUCACUUGAACUUUCCCUCGUGCUUUUCUCAUUCUCAUCCAUAUAGUUAUCAUCAGAGUCAAAAGGGACAGAGAAUUGCAGUUGAAGAAGUUGUUUGGAGAGUCAGAGCAUCGUCCUUAGCGAUUUUCUUUGUAUGGUUUAUAGGAGAGAAACGGAAUUUUGAAGAGAAAACGAGAUGGCGGGUGGUGCGGCAGGAGGUUUCGUGACGAGAGCAUUCGAGUCGAUGCUCAAAGAGUGUUCAGGCAAAAAGUUCCCUGACCUUCAGAAGGCUAUUCAGUCUUAUCUAGAUAAUAUAAAAGAGGUUAAUCAGACUCAGCAUUCUGUUUCCAGUGACAAAAACCAAGCUGCAUCCUUGGCUAGUGAUGGGAGUUCACUUGAAAAUGUUGCUGGUGCCUCAAAAGCUGACACAGAACAGACUCAGUCAGAGACUGUUCCACAAAGUGCUCAGGAGGCUGAACUUGUUGUCAAGCCAGUGAGCUUAAGUGGAACUAUUUCAACUGUCUUGGCAAAUGCUGGGAACACCUUAGAAGGAGCUGAGGCAGAGCUUGUUUUGAAUCCCCUUCGACUUGCAUUUGAGACAAAGAACUUGAAAAUCCUAGAACCUGCUCUGGAUUGUCUUCAUAAACUCAUUGCAUAUGAUCAUCUAGAAGGAGAUCCUGGUUUAGAUGGUGGUAAAAAUGUACCCCUGUUCACUGACAUCCUGAACAUGGUUUGCAGUUGUGUUGACAAUUCAUCAUCUGACAGUACCAUUCUGCAAGUUUUGAAGGUCCUUCUUACUGCUGUAGCAUCCACGAAAUUCAGAGUGCAUGGGGAACCUUUGCUGGGAGUUAUUAGAGUAUGCUACAAUAUUGCUCUUCAUAGUAAGAGUCCUAUAAAUCAGGCAACAUCAAAGGCAAUGUUGACACAGAUGAUCAGCAUCAUUUUUAGGAGAAUGGAGACUGAUCCGGGAGUUCAGGCUACGUCUUCAGUUUCUGCUGGAAAUACAGAAGUCAUCUCUGUGCAAAAUUCAGACACCAAAGUAGAAGAAUCUUCUGUGGAGGAUGAAAAUGAGAAAGAAACGACUCUCCGUGAUGCACUUAACCAGGCCAAAGACACAUCUCUUGUGUCUGUGGAGGAACUCCAUAAUCUUGCUGGUGGUGCUGACAUCAAGGGCUUAGAGGCUGUCCUUGACAAAGCUGUGCAUCUCGAAGAUGGUAAAAAGAUAACUCGAGGAAUUGAUCUUGAGAGCAUGAGCAUAGUUCAACGUGAUGCUUUGCUGGUAUUUCGCACCAUCUGCAAGAUGGGUAUGAAGGAAGAUAACGAUGAAGUCACAUCCAAGACUCGAAUUUUGUCUCUGGAGCUUCUGCAGGGUUUAUUGGAAGGGGUUAGCCACUCAUUUACAAGAAACUUUCAUUUCAUUGACUCUGUGAAAGCAUAUCUUUCAUAUGCUUUAUUACGAGCUUCAGUUUCUCAGUCCCCUGUCAUAUUUCAGUAUGCCUCUGGAAUUUUCUCGGUGCUUUUGUUGCGAUUCAGGGAAAGUCUUAAAGGCGAAAUUGGUGUCUUCUUUCCCUUGAUAGUUCUACGUCCACUGGAUAGCUUGGAAGUUAACCAAAAAAUAAGUGUACUGCGGAUGCUUGAGAAAGUUUGUAAGGAUCCUCAGAUGCUUGUUGAUAUAUUUGUAAACUAUGACUGCGACCUUGAGGCGCCUAACCUAUUUGAACGAAUGGUUACAACUCUAUCUAAAAUAUCUCAAGGGACUCUAGGAACAGAUCCUAAUUUGGUUGCUUUGUCACAGACAACUUCAAUUAAAGGUUCGUCGCUUCAGUGUCUUGUGAACGUGCUUAAAUCACUAGUUGACUGGGAAAAGUCACAUAGAGAACCAAAUAAGAAGAGUAGAAGCAGUCAGUCUGAUGAUGGAGAUGCCUCAGCUAGAGAAUCUGUGGAGGUGAAGAACAAGGAAGAUGUGACCAGUAAUUUUGAGAAGGCAAAGGCUCAUAAAUCUACACUAGAAGCUUCCAUAGCGGAGUUCAACAGGAAACCAAAUAAAGGUGUGGAGUAUUUGAUAUUGAAUAAGUUGGUGGAAAAUAAUCCUUCUUCAGUAGCUCAGUUUCUGAGAAGCACUCCUAGUUUGGAUAAGGCAAUGAUUGGGGAUUAUUUGGGUCAGCAUGAAGAAUUUCCCCUUGCUGUGAUGCAUGCUUAUGUAGAUUCCAUGAAGUUUUCAGGCAUGAAGUUUGAUUCUGCUAUUCGUGAAUUUCUUAAAGGAUUCCGACUGCCUGGGGAAGCUCAAAAAAUAGAUCGCAUCAUGGAAAAGUUUGCAGAACGAUAUUGUGCAGAUAAUCCAGGCCUUUUUAAGAAUGCAGAUACUGCAUAUGUUCUUGCAUAUGCAGUUAUAAUGUUGAAUACUGAUGCACAUAACCCAAUGGUGUGGCCUAAAAUGUCCAAAUCAGAUUUUAUACGUAUGAAUGCCAUGAAUGAUGCCGAAGAAUGUGCCCCUACAGAACUCUUGGAAUCAAUCUAUGAUUCAAUUGUUAAAGAAGAGAUAAAAAUGAAAGAUGAGACAGCUGUUGUUGAGAAAGGAGGUCGAUAUAAACCAGAAGGUGAAGAGAGAGGCCGCCUGGUUAGCAUUCUUAAUCUAGCCCUGCCCAGAAGACAGUCGACAGCUGAUACCAAAUCUGAGAGUGAAGCUAUAAUUAAGCAAACACAGGCAAUAUUCCGUAAUCAAGGAACAAAAAGAGGAGUUUUCUAUACAGCACAGCAGAUAGAACUUGUAAGGCCUAUGGUUGAAGCUGUUGGGUGGCCUUUGCUUGCUACUUUCUCUGUUACAAUGGAGGAAGGUGAGAAUAAGGCAAGGGUUGUUCUCUGCAUGGAGGGAUUUAAGGCUGGAAUAAGCAUCACAUAUGUUCUUGGAAUGGAUACCAUGCGCUAUGCAUUUCUAACAUCUUUGGUCAGAUUUACUUUCUUACAUGCUCCAAAGGAAAUGCGGAGUAAAAAUGUAGAAGCAUUGCGAACUCUACUGGCUCUUUGUGACUCAGAGACUGACUCCCUUCAAGACACAUGGAAUGCAGUUUUGGAAUGUGUGUCUCGGCUUGAAUUCAUCACAGCAACUCCUUCUAUUGCUGCAACUGUUAUGCAGGGAUCAAAUCAGAUAUCAAGAGAUGCAGUUCUUCAAUCCCUUAAAGAGUUGGCUGGAAAACCUGCUGAACUAGUAUUCACAAAUAGUGUAAAACUACCCAGUGACUCCAUUGUGGAGUUCUUCACUGCUCUCUGUGGUGUAUCUGCUGAAGAGUUAAAGCAAACUCCUGCACGUGUUUUCAGCUUGCAAAAGCUUGUUGAGAUCAGCUACUACAAUAUGGCUCGUAUACGCCUGGUCUGGGCUAAAAUAUGGUCUGUUUUGGCAAAUCAUUUCAUCUCUGCUGGGAGCCAUCAUGAGGAGAAAAUUGCCAUGUAUGCCAUAGAUUCUUUGCGGCAGCUUGGUAUGAAGUACUUGGAGCGUGCUGAACUUGCCAAUUUCACAUUCCAAAAUGACAUUCUCAAACCGUUUGUUGUUCUUAUGCGCAAUAGUCGAAGUGAAUCCAUAAGGGGCCUAAUUGUUGACUGCAUUGUUCAAAUGAUAAAAUCCAAAGUUGGCAGCAUAAAGUCUGGAUGGCGUAGUGUUUUUAUGAUUUUCACAGCUUCUGCGGAUGAUGAUUUGGAAUCAAUUGUUGAUAGUGCAUUUGAAAAUGUUGAACAGGUUAUCUUGGAACACUUUGAUCAAGUGGUUGGAGACUGUUUUAUGGACUGCGUCAACUGUCUUAUCCGGUUUGCGAACAAUAAAACUUCCCAUCGAAUAAGCUUGAAAGCUAUUGCACUCCUGCGUAUAUGUGAGGAUCGUCUAGCAGAGGGUCUUAUACCUGGUGGUGCUUUGAAGCCUAUUGAUGUAAACACAGAUGCUACUUUUGAUGUGACUGAGCAUUAUUGGUUUCCAAUGCUGGCUGGUUUAUCUGAUCUGACAUCGGAUCCAAGACCUGAGGUCAGAAGCUGUGCACUUGAAGUUUUAUUUGAUUUACUAAAUGAGAGAGGUAGCAAGUUCUCGGCACCCUUUUGGGAGAGCAUUUUCCAUCGGGUCUUGUUUCCCAUUUUUGAUCAUGUAAGGCAUGCUGGAAAGGAGGGCUUAAUAUCUUCCGAUGAUGAAUGGCUACGAGAAACAAGCAUUCACUCACUUCAACUGCUGUGCAAUCUUUUCAACACAUUUUACAAGGAGGUUUGUUUUAUGCUGCCACCUCUACUCAGUUUGCUGUUGGAUUGUGCCAAAAAGACAGACCAGUCGGUGGUAUCAAUAUCUCUGGGUGCAUUGGUGCAUCUCAUAGAAGUUGGAGGUCAUCAAUUCAGCGAGAGUGACUGGGACACAUUAUUGAAAAGCAUAAGAGAUGCUUCCUACACCACACAGCCGCUUGAGCUGCUUAAUGCUUUGGGUUUUGAGAACCUGAAGAACAAUGGAGUGUUAAUUAGAGACUCCGAGAUUGAUGUAGGUUAUAGCCGUUCCCCAAAGUCUGUUGACUAUGAGGGUGUAGAUAAUCACCAAUUUGAUAGCAGUUCUGAUGGAAAGGUACCUGCAUUGGCAUCUCCUGGUAGCAGUGCUCCUAAUGCAGCAACAUCGAUAGACCACAAUCAAGAAUCAGGGCAACAGAUGAACUUGGAUGUUUCUGAAGGCAUUCCAUCACCAUCUGGAAGAACUACAAAACCUGCUGAAUCUGGUGGCCUCCAGCGGAGUCAAACAAUAGGUCAACGAAUCAUGGGAAAUAUGAUGGACAAUCUGUUUCUUAGAAGUCUAACUUCUAAACCUAAGGGGGGCCGUGCUUCAGAUGCUUCAGCACCGCCAUCUCCAAUCAAGGUUCCUGAAGCUGUAGAACCUGAUGCCAAAGAGGAGGAGGAAAGUCCACUUUUGGUAACUGUUAGGGGCAAGUGCAUCACUCAAUUGUUACUCCUUGGUGCUAUUGAUAGUAUUCAGAAAAAAUACUGGAGCAAGUUGAAAGCACCACAAAAGAUUGCUAUAAUGGACAUUUUGCUAUCUUUGUUAGAGUUUGCUGCUUCCUACAAUUCAUAUGCCAAUCUCCGAACACGCAUGCAUCAAAUUCCUGAAGAAAGGCCGCCACUGAACCUUCUUCGUCAAGAAUUAGCAGGAACAUGCAUAUAUCUUGAUAUAUUACAGAAAACAACAUCAGCAGGGAUAAGUGCCAACAAGGAGGGGCUUGACGAUGCAGAACAAAAAAUCGAAGGAUUAGCAGAAGCAAAACUGGUCACUUUCUGUGAACAGGUUCUCAGGGAGGCUUCUGAAUUGCAAUCGAGUGUUGGUGAGACCACUAAUAUGGAUAUUCAUAGAGUUCUGCAGUUGCGUUCUCCAAUCAUUGUUAAGGUGCUUGGAGGCAUGUGCUAUAUGAACCAACAGAUUUUUAGAAGACACCUGAGAGACUUCUAUCCUUUGCUUACAAAGCUUGUGUGCUGCGACCAGAUGGAUGUUCGUGAUGCUCUCGGUGAUCUUUUCAAGGCACAAUUGAAACCUCUUUUGCCAUAAGUUGACCUUCCAUCUUUUAUCGCAAAGUUGUUGAGUUUAAUACAAGCAACGAUUCUUCAGCACACCGGCUCAGCCAAUUGCUUACGUCACAUUGUUCAGUUUUGUGCCUUAUUAUUUGUUCAGAAAUUAGCGGUUCCGAUUGUUCACUUUCUCAAGUGAAUUUUUACUGUAAUGAUCUUGUGCAGUGGUAAGAAAAAAAGAAACGGACAACUUUUUUUUUUUUUUUUUUUGAAAUUUUAUUAUUAUUUUUUCCCUAAACAUUCAAAUUCAAUUUUGCUGUGACAUAGUGGAAGUAAAUUAGAAAUUAUUUAAGAGACUUGUGGGCUGCCUACAAGUGGAAAUUAUGGUGAGACCAAAUUUGAUCAGCAGCUGUUAGCAAUUGUCUGAUUGUCAAGAAAUUAUUUGAAUGUAUUAUCUCAUUUCGUGCUA